This is a messenger RNA of Camellia sinensis, 3641 nucleotides long. RefSeq names its product putative receptor protein kinase ZmPK1. Lineage: Eukaryota; Viridiplantae; Streptophyta; Magnoliopsida; Ericales; Theaceae. Gene Ontology annotation, biological process: recognition of pollen; protein phosphorylation. The record is from RefSeq and is a predicted model, not a curated record. Gene Ontology annotation, molecular function: ATP binding; protein serine/threonine kinase activity.
CGGUUAGUGUAUGUAGGUGAUUCUCUGAAUAGAAAUAUCUGGGAGUCAAUGGUUUGUACUUGAGAAAUUCGGUUAAAGAUAAGAGCAAAGUCUUUGAAGCCUCUGGUAGAGAACAAUUCCGAACAGAGGGUUCAUACUCAUUUCUAUUCACAGACUAUAAUUUUUCAGUGGAAUUCUUUCGAUCUUCCUUUUUGGUUCAAGAAUGGGAAAUGCCAGACACAAAUGGAUCAACGAAAGAAACGCUUCGGCUUGAUCUCAUUGAGAGGUCAUCUGAUAGAUAUAAAAAUGCAGACAUCCUUGUCUUCAACACAGGACACUAGUGGACUCAUGAGAAAACAUCCCAAGGGAAAUCCUCAUGUCUUGCCGUAAGUCCAAGGGAACGCCCGUGUAUUGAGCUCACUAAGGCGCUCUGUUGUUCGUUCUGGACGAGAGACUAUAACCUGAGAUGGCCAAUUCGUUCUGGACGAGAGGCUAUAACCACCGAUCCCUCCUUGAGUUGAAUAUGCAUUCUUCUCUCUAUGGAAUUUUUUAAGUGAUUUAAGAGUUCAAUAAUUUUAUAUGGUACAAGUAGAUAAUAUGAAUUAUAUGUUGGCAUAGGGUCAUGGCUACAUUGUUUGUCUUCCUGGCAUUGUAUUUGGUUCUAUCUUCUCCAACAUCAUCUUCACCAUCUCAUAGCCUAAGUAAAAGCUCAUCUCUUUCCGUAGAGAAACCAGACCAUGUUUUGAUUUCACCCAACGGUGUAUUCUCAGCCGGUUUUCACCCUGUGGGUGUUAAUGCUUACAGCUUUGCCAUUUGGUUCACAAAAACAACACAGAAUCACACUACUGUAAUUUGGAUGGCAAACAGAGAUCAACCUGUAAAUGGAAGGCUCUCAAAACUCUCCCUACUCAAAGAUGGUAAUCUCAUCUUAACUGAUGCUAAUAACAGGUGGUCCAUCUUUUGGGCCACCAACACUGCAUCAUCAUCGUUGUCACUACAAUUGCAACUCCAAAACAGUGGUAAUCUAGUGCUCAAUGAUUUGGAGGGUGGUGUUAAUUUAUGGCAAAGUUUUGAUUCACCAACUGACACCCUUGUUCCUAAUCAAGUUCUCACAAGGUACACAGAACUUGUCUCCAAGAGGAGCGAGGCUAACCAUUCAUCUGGUUUCUACAAGCUCAUCUUCGAUCGUGAUAACGUGCUUCGUCUAGUCUUUGAUGGUCCUGAGACAUCUAGCAUUUACUGGCCUGACCCAUGGCUGUUGAGCAAUGAAGCUAACAGGUCAAGGUACAAUGACACCAGAAUUGCUGUGUUUGAUUCCUUGGGCCAUUUUAUGUCAUCUGAUCGAUUUGAGUCUAAAGGGGCUGAUUUUGGGAGAGGGCCUAAGAGAAGAUUAACACUUGAUUUUGACGGUGAUCUUCGAUUGUACAGCUUAGAAGAGACCAGUGGGAAUUGGGUUGUUUCAUGGCAAGCCAUGUCAAGACCGUGUAGGAUUCAUGGAGCUUGUGGACCCAACAGCAUAUGCAAUUUUGAUCCAAGUUCUGGUAGAAAAUGCUCUUGCCUCCCUUGGUUCAAGAUGAGAAAUCCUAAAGAUUGGUUUGAUGGAUGUGAACCAGAAUUCAAUCUCUCGUGCAAUGGUGGUAAUCGAAGUCCAACCACCUUCCUAAAACUCCCUCAUACUGAUUUUUAUGGGUAUAACAUCCACAUCCUACGAAAUUACACUUUAGAGAGGUGUGAGAAGAAAUGCUUGGAGUCGUGUAAUUGCAAAGGGUUCCAUUACAGAUUUAAAAAGGACAAUGGAGUUUACGACUGCUACACUAAAUGGGCAUUUCGUAAUGGACACCAUUCGCCUAAUUUUGUUGGAACGCUGUAUGUGAAAAUGCCCAAUGCUCUCAUGUCCAUCAUUCAUGAAAAAGAGCCUCUUUUUACAUAUUUCAAAUUCAAAUGGAAUUGCUCAGGCCAGGCCAUGAAGCAGCUGAAUAGAACUUAUGAGAAGAGGAAUCAAAAUGGUUCGUGGGAACAAUUGCUUUGGUUUGCUUGUGUAUUGGGAGUGUUGGAGAUGAUCACCGUCUCUUUGGUAUCGUGUUAUUUGUACAGAACCCAUAAAAACUCUCUUGCAAAGCACGAAUACUACUUCCCCAUAGUCGCUGCAACAGGAUUCAGAAAAUUCAGCUACGAGGAACUAAAAAAGGCAACAAGAGGUUUCAGGGAAGAGAUAGGAAGAGGGGGAGGAGGAGUGGUAUACAAAGGUGUAUUUCCAGAUAAUCAUGAUCAUCGUAUCGCAGCAAUCAAGAAGCUCAACCAAGCUAAUUGCCCAGGAGAGGAAGAAUUCCUAGCUGAAGCAAACACAAUUGGGAAGUUUAACCACAUGAACUUGAUAGAGAUGUGGGGGUAUUGCGCGGAGGGGAAGCACAGGCUUUUAGUGUACAAGUAUAUGGAACACGGGUCCUUGGCAGACAACUUGUCUUCCAAUACACUUGAUUGGGAGAAAAGAUUUGAAAUUGCUUUGGGCAUUGCAAAAGGCCUUGCUUACUUGCAUGAAGAGUGCCUGGAAUGGGUCUUGCACUGUGAUGUAAAGCCCCAAAACAUACUCCUGGACACAAAUUUCCAGCCAAAGGUAGCAGACUUUGGCCUAUCAAAGCUGGUGAACAGAGGCAGUGUUAAUUCCAAUUCCAACUUCUCCUCUAGGAUAAGGGGGACUAGAGGUUACAUGGCUCCUGAGUGGAUUUUCAGUCUCCCAAUCACCUCCAAAGUUGAUGUUUAUAGCUAUGGAGUGGUGGUGUUAGAGUUGGUGACUGGAAAGAACCCAACAACCGGUUUUAACUCCCUCUGCAAUAGAGGGAUGGAAGAGACAACGUGGGUAAAGUGGGUUAUGGAGAAGGUGAUGAACAGAGGUUCUCCAAUGACAUUGUGGGUUGAUGAAAUCGUAGAUCCUUUGCUGAAUGGUGCAUAUGAUGCCGGUAAAGUGGAAAAACUGGUUGAAGUGGCUUUGCAAUGCCUAGAGGAAGAAAAAGAUGCAAGGCCAACCAUGACAUGGGUAGUAGACAUGCUUCAACGGUAACAAAAUUGAUUAUUAGCAGCCAAUUAAGGCAGCCCCCAACAGUUGGAAUAUACGCUGGGCAAAGCAUGGCUAUGAUAAAUGGGUGGAUGAGAUCAAUUGGGCUGUGCAGCAUUGUACUAAGAAUUUUUCUUUGAAGUGUUCUGUCUAUAAGCUCUCCAUAGAUACAAUAAUUUAUCAUUAGUAUUCGUAUUCUAUAGUGUAGGUCAAGGUCAUUAAGGGAUUCUACCGAACACGAGCCAUCUGUGAGUAAUUUUAUUGUAAUGUUAUGUUAAAAAUUGAUUUGAAAAGCUUAUGAAUGUUAUAUGGCUUAUGAAAUUUCUAUUCUAUCUCUAAAUGAAUAAAUGUCCUCUAUUUUACUUAAAAUUAUUAAUGGCAUCCUUAGAUUAGUCCUAAGUCAUGGAGGACGGCAACAUGGUCCAUGACCUAUUUGAGAUCUCUUGGCCACCAGAGGAUGUGGCAUUGUUUAAUUGGUACCCGAGCCGUUUAUUCCAUUAAGUAGUCCUAAUGGAUGUACCAUGCAUCAUGCUUACUUAUGAAAUGUCUGAAUGUAAAUAGAAUUAAACCUUUGUUAUGAACUUGGAAUUCAUUCAUUACCACCUUACAA